AUGUCCAACCCAAGUGCCGUCAUCAGGACGGCUCCUAUCGCCAUUGCGCCCAAACCACCCCGCCGUCAAAACUCUUAUCGCCAGGACUUCACGAACCUCGACCUCUUCCGCGGCAGCAUGCCUGGCCGGGAAAUUGCCGAGUCCGUCGGCUCCUACACCACUCGUUCUCUCAGCCCAUGCGAAUCGUGCCAAAGGUCUAGGGUCAAGUGCAUUGUGAGCGAAGACGACGACAGCUGCAUACCCUGCCAGGCUAGCGGCUCAGAGUGUUCCCUGCUCAACAGCCCCCAACCAAGGAAACGAAAGCUGAACGGCGACUUUGACGACUCAAUUGGCAAAAGAAGUUCACCUAGUAGGACCGCCGAUAUCAGAAGGCGGCGGCAACACCAGCCCAGCCUUUCCAGUACUACGGGGAGCAGCUCCUUUAUUGAAGAUAUGGCGAACGUUGGUGGCCCUACUCUGCUGAAGCGGACGCUAGGUCUCCAAAACGAUCGCUACAGUCAGUAUAUCGGCCCGACCACUGACUUCGAGCCUUCUCUCAUCAACCUCUCGCCUUUUGACCCUCAUGACGAGAGUCUCUUGGCACGCGGCACCCUCCGCAAGGUCAGUGAUGAUGACACCUUUCUGCUGCUACCUGAUUUCAACACGCCGGGCCACGAGCACAUUCUUGAGGAUGUUGAGGAAAUCGAAAACCUUGUACGGCCUCAUGGUCGCAAGCUUGUAGAUCUGUACUUCCGCAUCGUACAUCCGGCCUUCCCAAUCAUACAAAAGACGGUCUUCCUGGAAAAAUACGAGCGAAGUUAUCGCGAGUUCUCACCCUGUUUAUUAGCUGCUGUCUACCUGUUUGCGAUUAACUGGUGGGAUCACGAUGAGGAACUGGCCCGACUACCUCGACCGAAUGUGUCUGAUCUUGAACGGCUCAUCCGUACAACCCUCGCAGAUGCCAUGUACCGGCCGAAACUGUCCACUAUCCAGGCCGGUCUCCUUUUAUCCCAGCGGCCUGAGGGCGACCAGUGGGCCCCGACUGCCCAGCUUGUCGCCAUUGCCCAGGAACUCGGCUUACAUCUCGACUGCACGGGCUGGAAAAUACCGCCUUGGGAAAAGGGUCUGCGAAAGCGCCUUGCGUGGGCUUUAUACAUGCAAGACAAGUGGGGAUCUCUUGUUCAUGGGCGACCGUCGCACAUUUUCUCUUCCAACUGGGGAGUACAAGCGCUGUCGCCGCACGAUUUCCCCGAUGUUGAGUGGGAUGAGAAGGAUGUGGAAGACAAACUGGAAAUCGAGCGCGGUCGUACCUUGUUUGGGCAGAUGGUGCAGCUGUCGCAGAUCCUCGCCGAGAUUCUUGACACGUUCUACUCAUUGCAAGCCCAACAGACUGUCAUGAAUGCCGGUGGACAAGGCACACACCUCGUUCUUUCCAUGGCAAAGCCGAUACAGUUGAAGCUCAAGGAAUGGUAUGCCAGUCUGCCCGCGACGAUCCGUAUGGAUAGUUCGUACUCAGCCAACACUGUACCCGCGAACCGCUUAUCGAGUAUUGGCUACCUUCACCUCGCCUACUUCGCUGCCGAAAUCACCCUUCACCGCCGUAUUAUUCGUUCUCUGGAGGCCACAGGCUCAGCUGUUGACCAGUAUGUGCAGCACAUUUGCCGUAGUGCGGCCAAGGCCAGACUCAUUUCCGCCAUGGACUUUGUCAAUCGUCUGAACUCCUCCCACCUGCGCUCAUUCUGGUAUUUUGCUUCCAAGACGAAUUUUGCCCUUAUUGGCACAUUUGGCUCCCUCCUCUGGGCGACAUCACCCGGCAGGGAAGAAGCUGACUGGUACCGACGGCGCUUGGGCGAGUACCGAUGGACACUCUCCGUGAGCUCUAAGCCUGGUGAAGGCAAGGGCUUGACGAAUUUCGCUAUGACCAUGCUCGACAUUUCAACCGGCCUUCUUAAGAAACUUCCAGAGAAGCCGUCAAUGAGCCGCAGCGGAAGCGUUGUGGAUAUGGGUUUUGGAGGAAUCAGCAGCAGCUUUGGAAGUAACGGACUGCUAGCCCUCGGCCAGAGUGCGCCACCGACCAUCAGCCUGGGCAGCUUUAGCGGGCUGCCGAGCGCUGACGUGAGCAAUGCUCAGAGCCCCCAGAGCCCCAGCGCAGAUAGCAGCGAUGACGAGAUGUAUGAGACUUUUGCUCCAAUGGCAGGCAUGGCGAGCAUGGCCGAUUGA
This is a messenger RNA of Colletotrichum truncatum, 2199 nucleotides long. Its product is annotated as nitrogen regulatory protein otam. Lineage: Eukaryota; Fungi; Ascomycota; Sordariomycetes; Glomerellales; Glomerellaceae. Gene Ontology annotation, biological process: DNA-templated transcription. The record is from RefSeq and is a predicted model, not a curated record. Gene Ontology annotation, cellular component: nucleus. Gene Ontology annotation, molecular function: DNA-binding transcription factor activity, RNA polymerase II-specific; DNA binding; zinc ion binding.